CAGUGAAGCAUGUUCCCAGUUGUCGUGAUUCUGUCUUGCAUCUGUGCUUGUGCAGUACCAGGAGCUGACUGCUCAGUAUGAGAAGAAGCAGAAGGAGCUGAAGAACCUGUGUGUGGAGGAGGCCCAGCUGAAGAGAGCUCAGAGCAUGAAGCUGGACAAGGAGUCCAAACAGAACAUCCGGAGACAGAUGAAGAAAGAGAUGAAGGAGCAGCACGUUCAAGACAUUCUGGGGCAGUGUAACCAAAUCCAUCAGAAGCGUGAGGAGAUGGCCGACAAAAUCCAAGAGAUCACCAGAGAGACGCUGCAGCUGAAGACCAAGAUCCAGAGUCUGAGAGACGUGUGCAGCAAAGAGACGGAGAAAGCUCAGGCUCUGUAUGACGCCGUGUCCACGUCAAUGGAUGAUUUACACAAAAGAAUCGAGAUGCACGUCGUGGACCUGAAACAUGAUUUCGUCAAGAUUUCUGCAAACUUUUAGAUGUUUCACUUUUCAUUCUCAUUAUUUGUAUUACUGUGUUACUACUUCUUUGUCAUGCUUUUACUGUGCCGACAUUUUGUUGCCUUUUUGACUAUUACUAUUUAAAAUGUUAAAAUAGAGUUUUUUACUAAACAUAAUCCCUUUCAUCUUUUGCUUUCAUUAGCUAAUGAAUUCCAUGUAUAAUCUAAAACGUCUUAUAUCAUAGAUUUUGCAAGACACUCGACCUGUGUUGACUUUGUUGCACUAGUGUGGUCUUGGGUUUGUACAUCUGAAGUAUUGUACAUAUUAUCAGUCAUAACCAAACUUUCUUUUAAGGUUGUAACAUUCAAAAUGUUUCACAUAAAAAACAAGAGAAUAAAAACCCCAA
Messenger RNA from Paralichthys olivaceus (Japanese flounder), 842 nucleotides. The record is from RefSeq and is a predicted model, not a curated record. Lineage: Eukaryota; Metazoa; Chordata; Actinopteri; Pleuronectiformes; Paralichthyidae.